Molecule: messenger RNA, 1479 nt
Organism: Fibroporia radiculosa
Lineage: Eukaryota; Fungi; Basidiomycota; Agaricomycetes; Polyporales; Fibroporiaceae
Exons: 3
Coding region: 1-1479 (492 amino acids)
Molecular function (GO): flavin adenine dinucleotide binding; NADP binding; N,N-dimethylaniline monooxygenase activity
Source: RefSeq, a predicted model, not a curated record
AUGGAUCUCUUACCCAAUGCUCUCAUUGACUCGCAGCAGAACUCAGUGCGAGAUAUCUGUAUUGUCGGUGCUGGCCCUGGGGGCUUAGUUGCGCUCAAGAUGAUCAUGGAUACCCCACAGUACAAGGAAGGCGUCUGGAGACCUAUUGCAUUCGAGGAGCGCGAGAAAGUGGGCGGUAUCUGGGUACCUGCUCCCCCCGUCGAUGACCCUCCCAUCACACCGCUCUAUGAUUCGUUGACCACCAACCUUCCCCAUCCUCUCAUGUGCUACGAGUCGUUCCCGUUUCCUCCUUCAACCCCGCUCUUCCCUCCCGCGAAAACUGUAGAAACAUACCUAGACGACUAUGCUUCUCACUUCAACUUGAUGCCCCACAUCCGCUUGAGUACCCCGGUCCUCGCGGUACACUGGAAUUCGGAAAGCUUGAAGUGGCAGGUCCGCGUUAGUGAUGACGAGGAACACACCUACGAUCUCCUCAUAGUUGCCAACGGUCACUAUCGAGUACCACGUUUUCCGGAUACGCCCGGGAUAGAUGCUUGGGUAGCCAAGGGAAAGGCCACGCACUCGGCGUGGUAUCGUCGUCCAGUAAACAUGGGCAACACUAUCAUGGUCGUUGGCGGCGGGCCGAGCGGGAAGGACAUCUCAGCAGAGAUGCGGGGCGCUGCGCACGUCGUCAUCCACUCUGCAACGAACAGUGCGCCGGAGGAUAUCGACGAUGGCACGCAAGGUACUCUCAAACGCCGUGGACGCGUAGCUGAAUUCCUCGAUGUCGACGAAGGCCGCGUACUCUUCCAGGACGGAUCGAUCGAGACGGGAGUCGACCACUGCAUCCUCGCGACGGGCUUCAAACACAACCACCCGUACCUCCCGCCGGAGCUCCUGCGCGCCGCCGUGCCCCCACCAGUACCACCGCUCCCGUCGACGUUUUACAACUCGACAUAUCAUCUCUUCCCUCUGGCGCGACAUCUAUUCCCGCUAACUCCGACAUUCCCCCCGGAGCGCGCCGUGUUCCUUGGGCUGCUCAAGGGCAUCGCGCCGCUGCCGCUCAUGGAAGCCCAAAUGUUUGCGGCGCUCAAGAUCUUCGAGCGCCCGGAACUCUUGGACCCUACGCAAGAGGCAGUGGGGGUUGUCACGCGGUACGAGCACCUGCGCCAGCGUAUGGGCGACAGCGACAUCCAUAUCGCGUCCGCGUGGCACGUCUUUGCACCACAGGCGCAGUAUGACUACCGCGACGAGCUGCAUGCGCUAGUGGGCGAUGAUGAAAGCCGGGUGGCGACCUGGGUCCGAGAUAUGUACGACCAGCGGGACGUGUUGCGAGCGGAGUGGCGGGACCUAGAGCGCCGAGGUGAGGCUAACGACUGGGUACGCGGCGUAGGCGAGGGCGGAACAAAGGAGUGGGUAGAGCUCAUGCAGAAGCUGCUUAAAAGAGCUGACGAGAGGAAGACAAAAGAAGAGGCGGGUGAUCGCAAGGCAAAAUUGUAA